Thalassophryne amazonica is the source of this 3408-nucleotide messenger RNA. RefSeq names its product mitochondrial rRNA methyltransferase 1 homolog (S. cerevisiae) (gene mrm1). The transcript has a single exon. Gene Ontology annotation, biological process: rRNA methylation. Gene Ontology annotation, cellular component: mitochondrion. The coding region runs from base 144 to 1319 and encodes 391 amino acids. The record is from RefSeq and is a predicted model, not a curated record. Gene Ontology annotation, molecular function: RNA methyltransferase activity; RNA binding. Lineage: Eukaryota; Metazoa; Chordata; Actinopteri; Batrachoidiformes; Batrachoididae.
AUAUCCGCAAUGGAAGAUGACGAAAGGCACGUUUAUAGGCACGUUUAUCAUGGAUUUUUCGGUGAAGAAAAGACCACUAUUUUCUUUGUUUGCUAUAUACUUUUGCUGUAUUGACUCUGGAAAUUAUUUAAAACUUUUUUGAAAUGUGGCUCUUCAGUAUCACUCAUCAGCAUGGUUGGUGCAGAAGGCUGAUGAAGCCUGUGUCAAACGCAGGUUUUCAGCUGACCUCCUACCACGCUACAAGCUCAGUUCUGUGUCCGUUGGAAAGGAGCAGCAAACCUGUGGUGAGGAGACGACGCAGUCUGUUAAAAAGCUCUACUGUCCAACACGUGCCUGUUGCAGCUGAUGGAAAGAGUGAUCAGCCUUCACCCCCGCCUAAAGCCUGGAAGAAGGAGGUUUCAUUUAUGAAGAAGGAAGCCUCACAUGGCAACAACCGUGGAAUAUCAUUUGAGCUCAAGAAGCUCUGUCUGGAGGACUUCACUGAAGAGAAGGCCAGACUGGGCAGAGAGACCUCUACGAUGCUCUCCAGUGAUAAGAAAUAUGAGAUUGUUUUUGGCAUUGCACCCUGUCUAUUCGCUCUUACUCAAAGAAGAAGGAAGGUCUACAAGCUGUUUGUUAAAGAUGGUGAGGCUGCGCAUAGGAAUUCUGUGUUAAAGGUUUGCGAGGAGGCUCACCGAUGGGGAGUCCCAAUCCAACGCGUCAGCAAGAAAGAUCUGGACAAGUUGGCUGCUGGACGUGUUCAUCAAGGAGUGUGUCUGCAAGCCAGUCCUCUGAAAUACCUCGUUGAGGACAAAGUCUCUGCAGGCCUGAGAAAAGAUGACGCUAUUCCUCUCUGGCUUGUCCUGGAAGAAAUCCAGGACCCGAUGAAUCUGGGUGCCAUUCUGCGCUCUGCGUAUUUCCUUGGUGUGGACAGAGUGGCCAGCAGUCUUCGCAGUAGCUGCCCACUGACACCAGUGGUCAGCAAGGCCAGCUCCGGCAUCAUGGAGGUGCUGGGAGUUUAUGGAUAUCAAAACUUAGAAGAUAUGAUUAAAAUGAAAGCAGCACAAGGUUGGCAGGUGAUCGGCACGGUGGGAGCUGAAACGGAGGAGAUCCUGGUCCCUGUCACCCACUGUUUGGACUUUAACAUGACUAAACCUACGUUGUUGCUGAUUGGAGGAGAAGGGGACGGUUUGUCUCAGCAGCUGCUUUCUUUAUGUCAAACCCUUCUCACCAUCCCACCUGGAAGAAACCUGCUUCCUGGGAUAGAGUCUCUCAAUGUGUCCGUAGCUGCAGCCAUUCUGCUGCACUCUUUACUGUCGUCCAGAAGGUUGCCCAUUUAAUGACCAGGGGGGUGGCGGGUGGCUUUUCCGCUGGUAGCGAGUGAAGUCACCCCACUGCAAACUCACCCCAGGUGAAGUCACCCAGUCCAGUUAAAGUCACCCCACUCCAGCUAGCCAUGCUUAUUUUUUUAAAUAAUUAAGAAUGACUACUUUAAAGUUAGAGACCCGUCGGUGUGAAGUAUAGAAAUGAGCAGUGCUCUCUGCUUCUCCCAUCAAUGGGCUUUAUACCUGACAAUUACAUUCCCCUACCUUAAAACGUCAUCUCACUAACAAAACUUGAGUAAGAACAGGAUAAUAUGCCCCUGGUGUGUAUAAAUACUUUAUUACAAGAACAUAUCAGAAUUGAAAUAUUGUGUUACUAGAGUGGGGUGACUUCACCUGGGAUGACUACCCAGUGGGGUGUCUUCACUAUGAACCUUUCCGUUACGCUGUCCAAAACAUAAAGAAAACAUAAAAAUCUAAAGCAUGCAAAUGUUUGAAUUUGUCAACUUAGGUUAAAAAGUUGACUCAGUAUGUUCCACUAUAUUAGGUUUGACCAACUUUGUUCUUAAAAUAAACUUGAACUCAGUACAGUUCAGAAGAAGGAAGUCCUAUAUAGGUUCUGAGGCCCAUUGGUGACUGUUCCUAUCCUUGGAUUCCAUAGUAAGAUAAAGCGGAUGAGAGUCUACAACUAUGUAUGGAACACCAGCCCAUUGCAGGUUAUUUCCCAAACCAUUUACAGCUGGGUGGCUUUUUUUUCAGGGGUACAGACAGGUAGUAUGACUGGAAUUGAACCCAAGUCUACAUAUUGGUAGGCAGCCCAACUCCUAAACCAACGGCGCUACCUGCUCUACAUUGUGUAGUGUAGUUAAAAUAUGUAGUAAUGAAAUGAAAGAAAAGUGAAUCAGGCAAACUCAAAUAAGGAUUAGUAUAAAAACUAAAUUCUCUAUACUACUCUUACACCUGUUGUCACUAAACACAAGAGCAGGUUGACCCUAAACUAAAAGGCAGGUGGAUCAAACCUUGCUUAUGUAAAAUUGUUCUUGAGCAAGUCCAAUUUGCAACUAGGCACUACACAAUUAGAGAGUGGAAUGAAAAUAAUGUGCAUUUCUUUAAAUAUGCAGAAAACAAAGUGCAAUGUAUUUACAAAUGUUCAUUAAUCUGAAUAACACUUUUGAAUUAGCAAAAUUUAACAUUAUCUUUGAGUGAACGUUUAACCUAAGUUGACCCAACUAGUGAAUUUAAAAUACUAUGAAGCAGAUACACCUAUAUAUUAAACUGAACAUUGAACAUUUCACACCAGAAUAUGGAUUAAAUCUGGGUUCAACUCUCCCAUGUGCCUUCUGGUAAACUGGCUGAAAUUGAAUGUUCCUUUUAAUAAAAUCCUUUUCUGUGCCACUCCAACAUGAAGCUGUAGAAUGGGAUGCAACUGACAAAAGUUUCACUCUGCAAAGUUUCUCCAGUCAGCCACAGAAGCCCAUAACUCUUUCAGAGUUGUCAUCUGUGUCUUGGUGACUUUCCUCACUUGUCUCUUUCUUGCACAGUCACUCAGUUUUUGAGAACUACCUACUCCAGAUAGAUUCAUCAUAUAGUAACAUAGUGUUUGUAUUUCUUAAUAAUUGAUGUAAAUGAAGUCAAGGUCAUAUUCAGUGACUUGGUAAAUGACUUGGUAAACUAGCUGUAAAGGUGAUUAUUUUUAUUAAGUAAUGCUUACAUUUAGAUUGUCCAAUUACUUAUGAGUUCUGAAAAUGGAAGCACUGUGUAUACAAAUGACUGUAAAAGGCUCCUUGAAUUAAAGCUGAAAGUCUUCACUACAAGCACAUCUUGAGUGUUUCAUUUCCACUGUAGUGGCAUACAAAAGCAAAAAAGUGUCGCUCUCCAAAUACUUAUGUAUUUGAAUGUAAUGACAUGAAGAAUUCAAAAUGUUUUGAAGUAGUGUUUCAAGUUAGUCAUCACUAACUCAUACAAAAAGCUUUGGUACCAUCCCCUGCCACACUGUCUAUCUAUUCUGUAAUUCCAGUGUUGCUUUCCCAUUCUGUUGUGUAUUUCUGAUCAUAAGGUGAAGUCUGUCUUUUCAUGUCCACUCUGGAAUAAAGUUUGAAACUCUAAA